CUCCGCUGCUCGGAAAGGGGGAAGGCGAAGCAGCUCCAAGGCAAAGUCCAAACCCUCAACCCCCGCGCCGCGCCCAUGGCGGCCGCUGCCUCGGCCUCCUCCUCCUCCUCGCGCCGCCGCGGCGGUGGCGCGCGGCAGUCCCCGUUCUUCCGGGACCUGGCCUCCCCGAUCCCGUCCCACCGCGCGGCCUCCCGCUUCGCCUCGGCCGCGGCCGCGCCCAGCGCCACGCCGCCUCCCCCGCCGCUCUUCACCCUCGACGACCGCGUCGCCGCCGCGGACUUCUCCCCCGACCCCGCCGCCUCCGACCUCCUCCCCGUCGCCUCCUCCCCGUCCCCGCGCGCCGCCGCGGCCAGCCGCUCCCCGUCGUGGGACCGCUCCCGCGGCAGGGCCUCCGCCCCCGGAUCCCCCAUGGAUGGGGUCGUGGAGCCGCCUCAGAAGGAGGUGCUUGCUUUGCCCCCUCCUUCGAGCCCGGGUACUCCGGCUCCUCCUCCGCCUCCGGCCGCGGAGGCACAGUCGCCUGUUACCCCGGCACCUGUGUCGACUGGUGCGGAGGUGGAGAUGAACGGAGAGGAGGUAGAUCGGGAGGAAUGGAUCACUGUAUUCGGAUUCUCCCAUAGAGAUACCAACCUUGUUAUUCGGGAAUUCGAGAAAUGUGGAGUAAUUUUGCGGCAUCACUCUGGUCCACGAGAUGGUAAUUGGAUCCACAUAUUAUAUCUGCACUCUUAUGAUGCUCGGAAGGCCCUUCAAAAGAAUGGUAUCCAGAUAAGCAGUGGCGUCAUUAUUGGAGUGAAGCCUAUUGAUCCAAUGCAUAGGCAGCAGCUCGAUGAGAGGUUCACUGGAAACAAACAAGGAGGCUUCAUGGUUUCCUUGCCUCCAAAGUCUCUAAUUCUUAAGGGUACUGGUGCAUCAAACCAGUUGGGAGCCUUGCCACGCCCAUAUGAUCCUAAAGCUAACACAAAUGUUAACAGAGAUGCUAGCCGACGUGCAGCAGGCAGCGUUGCUGCACCUGCAAAAUCUCUUGUUACGAAUGUGAUGGAUUUGAUAUUUGGUAUUUAACCUGCCAUUUUGAGAACCUAUGAUAUAUCUUCAUCUUUCUGUGUUUCUUGUGUCUUAUGGAGGACGCGCUGGUGAGCAAUAUGUCAGUGUGACAAAGGUCCAGGAAGAAAUUUGCCUAAGAUUUAGAGAAUUUGGAGAGUGAACUUAUCUUUGGCGAUGUAACAUUCAUAUUGUGGCACCUUUUCCUUUUGGUUGUACUUCUAUAUUAUGAUUUGCUGAGAGCAGCUGUUGUAUGCCGGUUGAUGUGCUAUAUAGCUCGGCAUGAAAGUGUCUCAUAGGAAUAAUGCAAAGUGCAAAUAUAGAGUUUUUUGUGAUUAAUUUAGAGGUUAUUAGGUGAUUUCAGUUUUAACAAAGGACAAGGAGAACAAUUUGGUUGAGCAUCAA
This is a messenger RNA of Oryza brachyantha (malo sina), 1440 nucleotides long. Its product is annotated as nuclear pore complex protein NUP35-like. Gene Ontology annotation, biological process: NLS-bearing protein import into nucleus; regulation of DNA-templated transcription; nuclear pore organization. The record is from RefSeq and is a predicted model, not a curated record. The transcript is spliced from 3 exons. Gene Ontology annotation, molecular function: phospholipid binding; single-stranded DNA binding; structural constituent of nuclear pore. Bases 76 to 1056 code for a protein of 326 amino acids. Lineage: Eukaryota; Viridiplantae; Streptophyta; Magnoliopsida; Poales; Poaceae. Gene Ontology annotation, cellular component: nuclear membrane; nuclear pore nuclear basket; nuclear pore central transport channel.